AUGGAAAUUUCAAUUCGAGAUCUAUCUCUCUGGUCAGGGUUUACUUGGUUUUGUCACGGGAGCAACACCCCAACCGCUGGCGAGUAUCAGGUUCAUGGUAUCAACGGUCAAACCUCAGAGGUCCCAAAUCCAGACUAUCAUGUGUGGCUACAAACUGACCAUAUCGUGAAGUCAUGGCUUAUUGGUACCUUUACAGAGGAAGUCCUUGCUCUUGUGAUUCAAUGUGCGACUUCACGUGAUAUGUGGCUCAGCGUGGCAAACCAUUUCAACAAGAUUUCCUCUGCUCGCUUGUAUGAACUUCAGUGUCGUCUGCAGGACGUGGCGAAGAAAGGUCGUCCUAUGGUGGAAUUUCUCAAUGAGAUUACUGCCAUCUGCUCGCUUCUCCAGUCUGUGGGUCACAUCGUUCCUGAGCAAAUCAAGAUCUUCACUGCCUUGAGAGGCUUAGGUCCUGAGUACGAGUCUGUCAAAGCCAGUAUUGAGGGGGAUAUGGACAAGAUAACUCCACCAACGUUCAUCGGUAUUACGCCACGGCUCAUGAGUGCUGAAGCUCGUUACCAUAGCUACACAGCAGGUUCAGAAGUCUCUCCUCAUAUGGCUUUUAACACUAUGCAAGUGAACUAUACCACUCGAGGCAGAGGACAGUCGUAUGCUCAUAGAGGUCGUGGACGUGGCUACACUACUCGAGGUCGAGGAUUUCCUCAACAAGUAUCAUCCCUCCACGGCCAAAUCACUACAUCAGAAGGAGAACUUAAACUUCCAUGUCAGAUCUGCGGAAAGAAAGGUCACAGAGCUUUGGCAUGUUGGCACCGGUUUGAUAAUGCCUAUCAGGAAGAGGAGAUGCAUGUAGCUAUGUCGGCUCUACACAUUACUGAUAUCACAGAUCACACGGGCCAUGAGUGGUAUCCAGACACUGGUGCGAGUGCACAUGUCACUAGCUCGGCCAUGCAUCUACAACAGUCUCAACCCUAUUCUGGUUCCGAUUCGGUGAUGGUUGCAGAUGGAAACUUUUUGCCGAUCACUCACACCGGUUCCACUGUUAUUGGCUCUACUUCAGGUACUCUUCCUCUUAAAGAUGUACUUGUGUGUCCUGAUAUAGCAAAAUCGCUUCUCUCUGUUUCAAAGGUCACUCGUGAUUAUCCUUAUACAUUUAAAUUUGAUUGUGAUGAGGUUGUGGUUAAGGACAAGGUCACAAAGAAGCACCUUUUGGUGGGAAGAAACAAUGACGAGGGACUAUACAAGCUGAAGGACUCGAAACCAGAGGUGUUCUUUUCGUCUAGACAGUAG
Microthlaspi erraticum is the source of this 1284-nucleotide messenger RNA. The record is from the annotation of a GenBank genome assembly. NCBI's taxonomy places the organism in Eukaryota, Viridiplantae, Streptophyta, Magnoliopsida, Brassicales, Brassicaceae.